GCAGAUUUUUUGAAAGGAUUACCGGUCUACAACAAAAGCAACUUCAGCAGAUUCCAUGCGGACUCUGUAUGUAAAGCAUCAAAUAGAAGACCAUCGGUAUAUCUUCCCACGAGAGAAUACCCGUCUGAACAAAUCAUAGUAACAGAAAAGACAAAUAUACUUUUGCGUUAUUUACAUCAGCAGUGGGACAAAAAGAAUGCAGCAAAGAAGAGAGAUCAAGAGCAAGUGGAAAUAGAAGGUGAGAAUUCGGCACCACCACGGAAAAUCGCUCGGACAGACAGCCAGGAUAUGAACGAGGACACUUAAACUCUUGACUUUCUCUUCUACUACUUUGCAGGCGCUUCCUGUUUUGUCUCAAAGUGUGUAAAUUUUGCCCCCAUUUGUCACCCCUCCACUAUGCAGCCCAAACCACUUCUGACUUCAUAGGAGCCAAUGUAUUUAUUUUUUUUUUUCCUCUCCAUUUUUUUAUUUAUGCCGUAAAACCUACAGAGCAAUGGUGGAACAAGUCAGUAAAUGAUGUAGUAUAACCUUAGUUCCUCCUUUCUAAAAAUAUACACUGUCACUUUCACAGGUUUUGUUGAAUCUGUACCUAACCAACAAGGUCCAUCUGCGGGCGCCUGGGUAGGAGACGUGGGUUAUUGCAGAACCCUCCCGUGACUUAGGUUUUCCGAUUCCUGUGCCCGUUGACAUAUUACACGUGGAUAACUCUUCUUUGGAUGUGCGCAGUCCAGCCAUAAGUGUGGGGCCUCACUAUUUUUCUCAAAUAUUCUGAAACUGGCACUGCACUAAAAAAAAAAU
Molecule: messenger RNA, 798 nt
Organism: Pterocles gutturalis (yellow-throated sandgrouse)
Lineage: Eukaryota; Metazoa; Chordata; Aves; Pterocliformes; Pteroclidae
Gene: DDA1
Product: DET1 and DDB1 associated 1
Exons: 4
Biological process (GO): positive regulation of proteasomal ubiquitin-dependent protein catabolic process
Cellular component (GO): Cul4-RING E3 ubiquitin ligase complex
Source: RefSeq, a predicted model, not a curated record